GGAUAUAACGUUAAGAGGAGGAUGUGUGCGUGUGUGUGGAGUAGUUAACGUAUUAGAGACACUCCGGAAGGUGAAAUGUUUAAAAUAAUUAUGUGUUUUGAUUAACAGCAGGUCUUUGAUCCUGAGGAGAAUCUGCCGGCCGGGUCCUGGAGCUGUGUGUGUGUGUGAGGGAGCUGUGUGUCUCCAUCAUCAGAGAUUAUUCCUGUACCAGAGGGUCAAACUCUAGUGACUGCUCCUGACUCAAGAGAUGGAAGAGGUUUGCUUUUCAGCCUGGAGUCCUGUGACCAGAAAUGUGCCACAAAGAUUGAUGAUCUUUGAGGCCCAACCAGCCCACUCCAUAAUCCACGUCUCUGGGAUAAUGCUGAAAGCAGAAAUUUGACAAAUGAAUCCUAUGUGACCAAAAGCACAGGGAAUUUGAAUGGCCACAAUGACAGCAAGUAACAAUGCACGUCCGACAAGAUAAUUGAUUUCUACAUCAUCUAGCACAGAAAUUAUAAAUGGCUGAGAUUCAUCCAGAUCACGAUACUGAAAGAGUGGAAUCUGUUUCAAGCCAAAUGAUCACUGAGAUUCCUAAGACUUUAAAUUGUAGUAGGUCAAAACUGAUUGUGCACUUGGAUUUAAAUAACACAGUCCUGUUGUUUGACACAAUUACCAGACAAGGGCCCAGGAGAGCUCUCAGUUCCUUUCUAACCACUGUCACUUGGGGUCGGAUCAACCAGGAAGGAAAAUGGGAAUGGCUGAGUAAAGUACCUUCCUUGAACCCACCUUGUGAUGGUGCUGUGAGCUAUUAUUCGCAGUUUGGGAGGCCAUUGGAUUUCACAGAGACUGGUGAUGGUUCCCUCUUUAAAAAGAUUUUUACAGACCACUUACAGAAAGUAGAAUGGAUGGGUCCCCACAAUGAGCUUCUAUCAAUGACUGAUGAGGAUGGCAAAGAGUACCAUCGAAUCCUUCCAUCUUUCUUUGAGUUAAUUGAUUGUUUGUCAUCACAAGGCAGAGAAUUUGCCAUCGUACUUCGAACCUUUGGGUCGGACUUGAGUAGAACUUUAAAGACCAUUCAGAUCACCCUGUCUGGUCAGCAUCCUCAGUAUCAACAUCUUCAAGCGAAACAUCUUCCAUUGAGAAUAUCUCCGGGUAAAAUCCGUUGUAAUAAAAAGAAUGUUGUGUUGACCUUGGGAUCUGAGCGGAUUUCUACACAGUCAGAUGAUAGAGCUGUAUAUCAUUAUUUCUCUUCAUUGGAAGGAAUUGUAGGUUUUCAGGAUCAUUUUGACUGGUGGUCUAGGAAUAGCUUCUCAAACGAAGGCGGUAAACCAUUUUGGAUCGAUCCUUCUGAAACUGGAAUACAGCAUAUAUUUAUAGAUGAUAAUAUCCGUCUGAAUGAUGCUGAGAGCAUUGUUCAUCCACAGGUGUUUAUGAAGAAUGGUUCUGGAACUAGGACUGUGCCAACUUCAGAGUUGUUUGAUAUUUGUCUCGUUCAGACAGACCUUCUCAGAGCUAUCCAUGACCGGAGUUACUUCAUCAAAUGUGUUCAACAGUGUGAAGAGAAUUAUAGUAAAUACACUGCACUUUCACAUUGAAGAUAUCCUACCUAAUAUAUUUUCAGGCUCAGAUACCUGAAAAACUCAGGGCAUGUUGAAAGUGAAACUGGAUAAUAAAGUUGUAUGUAACUUUGUCUUCACUUUUGUCCUAAAUAUAAACAGAGAUUGAUUGGUUGCAUUGUAAAGAAACAUUCACA
Molecule: messenger RNA, 1732 nt
Organism: Hemiscyllium ocellatum (epaulette shark)
Lineage: Eukaryota; Metazoa; Chordata; Chondrichthyes; Orectolobiformes; Hemiscylliidae
Exons: 7
Coding region: 498-1574 (358 amino acids)
Source: RefSeq, a predicted model, not a curated record